Chrysochloris asiatica (Cape golden mole) is the source of this 324-nucleotide messenger RNA. RefSeq names its product 60S ribosomal protein L31-like. Gene Ontology annotation, biological process: cytoplasmic translation. Gene Ontology annotation, cellular component: cytosolic large ribosomal subunit; ribosome. The record is from RefSeq and is a predicted model, not a curated record. The transcript has a single exon. NCBI's taxonomy places the organism in Eukaryota, Metazoa, Chordata, Mammalia, Afrosoricida, Chrysochloridae. Gene Ontology annotation, molecular function: structural constituent of ribosome. The annotation marks the transcript as partial.
AUGGCUCCUGAAAAGAAGGGUGACGAGAAGAAGGGCCGUUCUGCUGUCAAUGAAGUGGUGACCAGAGAGUACACCAUCAACAUUCACAAGCUCAUCCAUGGAGUAGUCUUCAAGAAGCAUGCCCCUCGAGCACUCAAGGAGAUUCAGAAAUUUGCCAUGAAGGAGAUGGGAACACCAGACUUGCUCAAUGACACCAGGCUCAACAAAGCUGUCUGGGCCAAAGGUAUGUGGUUGUCUAGAAAACGUAAAGAGGAUGAAGAUUCACCAAGCAAGUUCUAUAUACUGGUGACCUAUGUGCCGGUCACCACUUUCAAAAACCUACAG